Molecule: messenger RNA, 1020 nt
Organism: Paramuricea clavata
Lineage: Eukaryota; Metazoa; Cnidaria; Anthozoa; Malacalcyonacea; Plexauridae
Source: the annotation of a GenBank genome assembly
AUGGACGAAUUAACCCCGGACACUCUGGUUCAACCCCCAAGAUUGUUGCUGAAUUGUAUUUCGGAGUUGCGUAUUAAAUGUAUCUACAGCAACCGAGGAUGUCCCGAGUAUGUCAAGCUCAGCAAUCUGCAAAACCAUGUUGAUCAAUGUGGCUUUGCACCAGCCAAGUGUGGCAAUGAAGGUUGUGGAGCAAAGGUGAAUGAAUGCGAAAAAGUCCGUUAUGAGACUGAGCUUUGUAAAUUCAGAAAAGUCGAGUGUUAUGGCUGCGGAGAGCUGAAAAAAGAAAUGAUGGCUGAAGUGUUGGACAGUCAAUCAAGAAUGAAAGAAGGUGUAAAACAGGCACUUAAAGAAAGCCUCGACAAGAUAGAGAGUAUUUUCGAAGCUACCCAAAGCAAUUCUCGACCAAAAGUUCGUGCCCAAACUUUGAAGACCGAUGUCGCCCGUUCACUUCGGCAGUUUAAUCACGGAAUCAACCAUGAUAUUUUUAUUAUGGGUAGUUUCGGUAAGGAUUACAAGCCCACUAAUUCUGUGGAAAAGUUCUGCUCGAGAGAAGGAAGAUGGGUUGAUGUAGGACCAAUGAAUGUGCCACGUGCAUCAGCUUCGUCUGUUGUCCUUGGUAAUCAAGUUAUUGUCAGUGGGGGAACGACUUAUAAUCUUCAGUCUGGUAGAAAUGCGCCUACUGAUAGUGUUGAGAUUUUGAAUCUUGAUCAAUGUCCUUUACAAUGGGAAAUGUCGGAUAUCAAGCUACCUGCUCCUCAGGCUUGCCACCAAACCUUUAUUUAUAAAGGGAAGUUGAUUGUAAUAUGUGAAAGUUUCAAGAAAGAUGGAUUUACAUUUUUUGAAAUUUCUCUUACUCCUCCACAUGCCCAUAAAGAAUUGUUCUCUCUAGCUAGUUAUCGUUUCUCGUACCAGGUAGGUGAUUUUUAUAAAGCAGAACUUGUGAACGAAAAGGUGUUCGUUUGGUGGGAUAUCCGGCGGCAAUUCGAAGGAUGUAUUAAUUUACGAUCUUGUGGCAAAUGA